UUUCGAAGUCGAUAAAAAUGAAAUUUUAAAAUUUCGCGAAGUAUCCGAGCGCAAAAUGGUCAAGAUCUGCAUUGGUAGAGUUGUGCUUUGCCGGCCGGCACCAUACUUGAUCUUCAUCCUGAGUUCAGAUCUUGUUUCGAGCCCCAAUAAAAAUAAAAUUUUGAAGUUUCGCGGAUUUUGGGCAAACUAACUAAGUAUGCAGUGAGUUGCUGCAUGUCUCGCCUCAGUCUGAGCGUUGUCAUAUAUGAUGGAUGCUAAGUUUGGUGUUGUCUUUUCGCAUUCGGCGACCAACCUCAAUAAAAAUAAAAUUUUGAAAAUUCGCGGAUGAAUUCUCCUAAUGAAGGAUCAAAUCUAGUCGUUUAUCACCUACAGACGACCCCUGAACGUCGUCCUCGCUUUGAUUUAUUGUGCCUGAGGGCUAGCGAGUCAUGGUAUCUGGUGUUCGUGGUGGCGCAACUCGCGUGUCUGCCGUCAGUGUGGCGCAUGCACAGCCCCCCCUCGCCCACACCGCGGACGCCGUUGGGCGACCGAUUUCAGGGGGGUUCUACAACUCGCAGACCAGUUUACUGCAAGGAGUACAUCAGCCACCGGCGCCGUUCAAGAACAGCAGCGGUUGGAGAACAGCACGAGUUGACCACCAUGAACAGUUUGCUCCCAACGGUCAUACCAUGACUACCCACGCCCAAGACGCUCUGCCUCCGCCACGCACCAGGAUCGUACAGGCCUCCACGACCCGAUGUGAGCAGCGAGCGCGGAAACGAGACCUCGUGCUUGAUCAACUCAGACAACAGGCGGCGGAGCUGCGCCGGCGGGACCGCUUGCUGUGGACGUUGUUAGAGGAAAGGUUAGCGGCAUCCCAGCGGAUACAGACCUUGCUCCUGGACAAAAAGAACUUCUACGUUGGAGGCGUCGGGACUACUACCGCACGAAGACGUCGAAAGGCCGACAAACGCGGCACGUCUUUCGCUGAAGACGAGGACGACAUCAAUUGCGGUUCCAGCUACAUGAUGGAUGAUUACGACGAUGACCAAGUGGUGUUUGAAGAUGGGGCGUCAUCUCGUCCCUGGGACCACGACCAGCAAGCGCUUCGUGCGGGCGAAGAUCAUUUGCAUCUCAAUCAUAGGCACCGCGCCGGCGCAAUGAGAACUAGACCCCAUGAUGAUCCCGCGCCAAUUGAUACUGCCACGCAAAUAAGAACCCGAACCGCCGCUGGUACUACGUCCUUCCUUCCUUAUCUGAGGAACUUGAUUCAAAGCGCUGGCUCUACGGACGUCGCCACCUUCGAGGCGCUGUUCGACGCAAUAUUAGACGAAGGUGUAGUGGAGGUUGAUAGAGAAGAACCCCAGGAGGCCGAUCAACGUUCUUACCUUAAUAUAGGCGAAAACGAUUUGAAAAGUAGCACUUCUUGCUUGUCCUCUGCCAUCUUUGACUUUGACGAAGCUUUCCUAUGAGGCUGUGGAUGUGGUUGCUCCUCAUUAGACUGCAUCGAGAAUGAACGCCUCUCAUUUACACAUACAUACGUAGUGCGACGGAGCACGACGACAGACCAGAUCCGUGAGACGAGAGAGAAAAACACAGAAACGGUAUUUCGACCAGAGCGCAUUUGAAAGUAGACGCGACGCAUUAAGCAGCGCCUGCCUCAUGGCUUGUUUGAUCGUAUAUCUGGGCAAAGUGUGUUCUGUUCCACAACUGAUGAUUUUUAAAUACAGUAUGGACCCCCUAGAUGCGUAAAUCAUCUUCAUCAUCAUCGCAGGACGUAAAGGCCCGCGUGUCGUGGAAAGUCACGCUUCUCAGCUAAGGCUUGUUUUGACGUGUGAGCCGAAGACUCCUCCGUGUCUGUGCGGACGUCAGAACAUUUUUUAUUUUUUGUAGCAGGUUCAUCUACUACAAUGGAUAUAGAUGUCUGUGACGAGUCCGAGAGAAAGAACUGCGACUGCAUCAAACAGAGCAAACGUAGUAUUUUGUCAU
This is a messenger RNA of Amoebophrya sp. A120, 1968 nucleotides long. Lineage: Eukaryota; Dinophyceae; Syndiniales; Amoebophryaceae. The record is from the annotation of a GenBank genome assembly.